This is a messenger RNA of Rosa rugosa (rugosa rose), 2812 nucleotides long. RefSeq lists its product as uncharacterized. The coding region runs from base 310 to 2502 and encodes 730 amino acids. The transcript is spliced from 5 exons. The record is from RefSeq and is a predicted model, not a curated record. NCBI's taxonomy places the organism in Eukaryota, Viridiplantae, Streptophyta, Magnoliopsida, Rosales, Rosaceae.
CUUUUCAUUAUCGGCGGGUAAGCUCUGCUCUGCACUCGGCCAAGGAAUUUAACACAAGCGUACACACCAGUUUAUCUCUCUCUCUCUCUCUCUCUCUGUGUAACCCCCUUUAUUCUAUUCUUUGUCCGUCAAAUUUCAAGCCUAUUGAUUCUCACACCACCUCUCCUCUCCUCUCCUCUCCGUCUUUGUUUGCAUGACUUCCACACCUCGCAUUUGCUAGUCUUUCCAUAAUCCCAAUUGCUUCUUCUUCUCUUCUCGGAACGCCUCAUAUCUCAGGGAAGGAAAACAAAAUACAAGAUACUAACUCUCAUGGAAGAGAAGCAGUUGAAUUUUAACCGGCCACUUCUAUCUGUGAGGCGUUUCUCAGCGACAACUGUCUCCUCAGAAGCUGAUGACAAAAGGAAGACAGCUAAAUCACAACCAAAACUACCUCCUCUUCCUGCUUACAAGUCAGAACUGAAAUCAGGUCCAGUGAGGAAUCCGGGAACUGUGCCUUUUAUAUGGGAGCAAAUUCCAGGAAGACCCAAGGACGAAAGUAUACCCAAAAAUCAGGAUCUUGAAGGGCCUCUGGUUGCACCAAAGCUUCCACCUGGAAGAGUCUCAAAGGUUAAGAAGCAAGGGUUGGAUAAAGGUUCUAAAGGUACAACAGCUGCUCAAUCCCAAACUGGGAAUGUGCUUUCCAGUUCUCAAAAUAUUUCAGCCUUGGAGAGAAAAGUAGCUACUAAAGAUGAAAGGUCUAAAGAGGGGAAGGAGGGGAGGACUAGUUCAGAGGAUGGUGAUGAGACCUAUUUAGAUGCACUUGAUGCACUUUCUAGAACCGCAUCAGCCUAUAUGAACUGUAGUGUAAGUGGUUUAAGUGGACUGGAUGGUCCAGAUAUCAUACCCUCGGGAACUUUCUCAACAGAUCCACAGACAUGGGAUUUCAUGAUGGGUCGGUUCUUGCCUGCAGCAAAAGCAAUGGCUUCAGAAACACCUCAUAAUGCUCCUAGGAAGCAACCAGUGGCUAGAGAGCAACCUAUUUCCAGAGAGGAACCAAGAAGGGUGAGAAAGGUAGUGACUGGGGAUAAGCGGCAUCAACUUAAUCAAUAUAGGCCACUUUAUGUUCGAGAUAUAGCUGGGGACACAAGUAAGGAUGAAGGGAUGAGAAUGCCUGUGCAAGUACCCAUUUCUUCUGUUUGUAGAGUGCACGGUAACUCUUCUUAUGCUGGUUCUCACACUGAAGCUAAAGAAAAGCAUGCCGGGAGUGGUGUAUAUAAACAAAGAUUAAUUAGUGGUGAUCAAGAAGCUGGGCUGCAUGAAGAUAACAUUGAUUUGAAACAUGAAUCCAACCAGACCAGUAACAGAAGUAAUGGUCUGACAUUAGAUGGGUCAUCAGUAAACAGGCGUCUGCAGGGUAGUGGCAUAUCACCCUACCGUAGGGAAUGUUCUCAGUCUAUCCUUCAUGAUGGAAAAUGUUUUCUUGGUAUUCCUGAGAAAGCUAAGAGUUCCAAGGAGACUAGUAGCUCGGAUAAAUAUAGAAAAGGCCACAGGUUUCUGGAAAUAUUGGCUAGUGAGAAUGCUGAAUGGGAAGCGGGUUUAGGAAGUCCUGUGGUUGAGAAGACACUGUAUGUUGAUUCUGUACAGACAGUAAAAUCUUCAAGUUCAAAUUCAUUUUCCUCAGAUAUAAAGGGCGAGGUAAAGGGACUUAUUGAUUACAGACAGAAUGAUUUGGACAUUCCUGAAAGAAGUGGUGAAAUGGAAGAAACUCCAUUGGCAGAGUCUUCAUGUCAAGAUAUUGAACACUUGCGGUAUGUGAAUGAGAAGGCAGUAGUUCAGUUUAAAUGUUUGGACUUAGAAAACUCCAGUUUCCUGUCUUCUUCUGGCAAAUCAACCGGUGAUGUGCAAACAAUCACAAGAAAUGGUUCUCUACAGGAUCAAAAGGAUUGUAACAAACUGGCAAUCUCAAAAGUGCCCAACCAAGAGGCGUUUAAUUUAGAAAGCCAACAGUUGGAGAAUUCAGAUGAUCAAGAAAAUUGCCAUGGCCUUACUGAGGAAUGUAUUAGGUUGACAAGCGUGAAGCUGGCUGAUGAGGAGAACACUGACUUAGAAACCCAACAGCCUAAGACUUCAGAUACUGAUGACAUUUCUCAUGGCCUAGUUCAAAAUUCUAUUACCUUGAUCAGCUCGAAAGUGGCCAGGAAGGGGAAGAUUGAUUUAGAAAGCCAACGACUUGUGAAACUUGGUAAUCAAGGUAGUUCCCAGGGCAACAAUGCACGACUACCUCUUGGACCUCCUUUACCAAAAUCACCGUCAGAGUCUUGGCUAAAGCGUACCUUGCCUACCAUUUCCUCCAGGAAUUCAUCUUCACAGUCAUCUCUUGGUUCACGCAUUUAUACCAGCAGUCCGGUUUCUAAGAUAUCCUCUCUCGAUCCCAAGUGGGAGACGAUUGUCAAAACUUCUAAUGUGCAUCACGGGCGUUCGCGGUUCUCUGAGGAACUUCUUACACCUAUACCAGAAGCUUAGAUUGAGGAACUCUUAUGUGAAGCUCACCAGCUUAUUCAUUUGCCUUGGUUGGAUGUCUCUCUUGAUGGGCUUAAAGGUCUAAAAUUUUCUUUUUCACUUCUUAAAAGAUUUAAAGGUUACUAUAUUCUGAACUUAGAAAACUGUACAUGACAAGCCCAUCUCUGAUGCUGUAAUUUUCUUGUAAAUCUCAUCAUAGUUUUUGUUUUUUUGAACUUAAAGUUUGUUACUCUACUGGGAUUCUUGUAUAAAGGAAAGCAAUAGCUGUAUUUUGUUUAUAAAAAGAAAAAUUAAUAAAGGGGAUUUGAUUCUA